Cantharellus anzutake is the source of this 1631-nucleotide messenger RNA. Its product is annotated as SAC3/GANP/Nin1/mts3/eIF-3 p25 family-domain-containing protein. The transcript is spliced from 10 exons. The record is from RefSeq and is a predicted model, not a curated record. Gene Ontology annotation, cellular component: nucleus. The coding region runs from base 1 to 1443 and encodes 480 amino acids. NCBI's taxonomy places the organism in Eukaryota, Fungi, Basidiomycota, Agaricomycetes, Cantharellales, Hydnaceae.
AUGUCGGCGGCUGGGAAUUGGCCACCUUCCGUUCGAGAAUGGGUCUCCAAGUGUUUAGGGAUGAUGAACGAUUCUAAUCGGGAUGCUGCAUCCGCAGAACUCAAAAAAAUGAUCGCUGAAGCGUACGCUAAUAAUACGCUAUGGGAGACGGAUUGGGCGUCGAUAGAGCUGGAAAGUCUUAAGCCACAAAUCAAGCCAUUUUUGAAGCGCAAAGCUGGAGGAGCGGAUGACAACGUGUCAAAGAAGUCCAAGAACGGAUUAGCAACCUCGCAGCCUAUUUGUUCUCCUGCGAAACUCCAGGAAAGGGAGAAGCGAUUUCGCCGGGAACCCGAAGUAGACUCCCAGAAAAAUUCAGGCUCGUACAAACCUCCUUCCUCGUCAGAAUACAGUCGGCACGUCAAUGCACCAGAUUCAAGACGGAAGAGAACCGAUGCGACAAGUAACAAUCCAGGCGGCGCUUCAGGCUAUCGCACGCGACGCCAGGCUUUAUUAGGAAGUCCGUUGGGAGAUGAUGACGAUGUGGGCCCUGACUCUAACGUGAUAGACUGGGAUAAGUAUACAAUAGUUGGCCGAUCCACUGAGUUGUUCAAGCCGUAUCUUCGGAUCACUUCGGAACCCGAUCCAGCGCAGAUAAGACCCCUGGAAGUGCUUGAACGGACAUUGGCUGAGCUUAGCCGUCGCUGGCGUCAGAAACCUGACUACGUUUGGACGUGCGAUCAGCUCAAAAGCAUGCGGCAAGACCUAACCGUGCAAAGGAUAAAAAACAAAUUCACCGUCCAGGUAUACGAGAUCCAUGCUAGAAUGGCGCUCGAAAGCGAGGACCUGAAAGAGUUCAAGUACUGUGAAUCACGUUUGCGAGAACUUUAUGAGCUCGGCCUACCAGGCUGCAGAGAUGAGUUCUAUGCCUAUCGAAUCCUCUAUUCCACAUGCGCCAGGACUAAGACCGAUUUGAAUAUGUUUAUCGCAUCGCUGACCCCUCAACAGAAACAACAGGUUUUUAUUAAGCAAGCACUUGACGUCCACACAGCUAUUUCCACCGAUAAUUAUCACAAGUUUUUUGUCCUUUAUUUGAACGCUCACAACAUGGGGAGCUAUAUCCUUGAUCAUAUAGUAGAGGCAGAACGAGUCAAAGCCUUGUCCAUCAUGACCAAAGCUUAUCAGCAACUACCGAGUCCGUUCAUAGCAUCUGAGCUGGCAUUUGAAUCUGCCAGAGAUGCGGUAAAUUUCCUCCAUGAAUGCGAUGCAGCAGUCUUCAUAAACACCAAAUUGCCGAAUGACGUCGCUGCCGGACCUGGCCCUCUCGGUGGUCGCAUUGGGGUCCCACCCUCGUUCGCUGAUGUGUCGGACGAAGCUAAACUUCUGGAUUGCCGACAAGUGCAUGCCAACCUUAAAGCGCUUCUCGAAACAAAGUUCAUUCAACUUCGGAUCAGAGAUGCUGUUUAGUAUCACUUGCGCCAUCUGGUGCUUUUUGGUUUUUAGCCUCCUGCUUAGCCUUAGGGAAUCCUUUCAUUGUAAUUUUUCACGCAUCCUUUUUCUGCCGUUAAUUUUUUUUGUACUUUACACAUUCUUUGAUACCGCACGAAUGAUACAUAGGCUUAAUGCGUAGCAUAUACAUAUGUCAAUUUCUCAUC